Molecule: messenger RNA, 1140 nt
Organism: Colletotrichum higginsianum IMI 349063
Lineage: Eukaryota; Fungi; Ascomycota; Sordariomycetes; Glomerellales; Glomerellaceae
Product: G-protein-coupled receptor 1
Exons: 5
Coding region: 1-1140 (379 amino acids)
Biological process (GO): cell surface receptor signaling pathway; adenylate cyclase-activating G protein-coupled receptor signaling pathway
Cellular component (GO): plasma membrane
Molecular function (GO): G protein-coupled receptor activity
Source: RefSeq, a predicted model, not a curated record
AUGAUUCGCCCAAAAGAAGGGGAAGAGGCUCUUGCAGUGCCUACCAUUCUAUCAGAAGUCCGUCUCCAGAGCAUCAUCAUCCUCGUAGUAGCCGUCAUGUCUCUGGCCGGCGCAGGCUGGAUCAUGGCCAGUUACGCCGUGUUUCCCAAUCUCCGCUCGUUUCGCCACCGUCUGAUCACUGGCCUUGCCAUCAGUGACGCUUUCAUGGCGCUGAACUUUCUAUUCUCGACGGCCAUGAAUGUUGGCGGCAAUGGAAUCGCUGCCCCUGAAAAUACCGCCUUCUGCAGUUUCAACGGCUUCGUGACACAGGUUUUUGUCAUUCAGACCGACUACUGGGUCCUCACCAUCGCCGUCUGCACCUACUUCAUCUUGGCCGGCCACAAGACCCAAUCCACCUGGAUCCAGGACCACGAACUCGUCAUCUGGGCAUUACCUUGGCUCUUCUCGGUUCUCUGGGCUUCCAUAGGCCUCGGAGUUACCGGCUACGAGAACAUCGGUGCUUGGUGCUGGUUCAAGUCGGACACCGUUCGCUUACUCGUCAAUUUCAUUCCUCGGUGGGUCAUCAUAGUCACUAUGUUUGCACUAUAUGCAUACCUGUCAUAUGCUCUCUACAAAGCCCAUACUCGACUGAGCUCGGUUCAGGACGCUUCUCCGCGCCACCUUGAGUCCGGAAUUUCAACCCAGGAGGGAAGUCGUGUGACGAGCAUCCACGAAGGGGUUGCGCGGCUCAUGCUUCUGUACCCCCUCGCGUAUGCAAUCAUCUGGUCGCUGCCGACCGCAAUACGGAUUUACCAGGCGACAGAGAACAAGCCGGCAGCGUUCGUACUGCAGACCAUUGACAAGGCCAGCAUCGUUAUUCAGGGGUUCGUAGACGCUGUCAUCUACGGCGUGAACGAGACGACCCUCACAAGUUGGCGCGCGCGUUUUUCCCGUCAGGGGUAUCCCGCGUCCCAUGCCAUGGACGCCCGCGGUGGAAACGACCUGGAAGCAGACGCAGUCAGAGAGCGAGAGUGGUCGUUUCGACCACGUGGUAGAGGGUCACCCGACGACACGACUGCCGCACGUUCGACCGUAUCCGUAGGACUAGAAGGAGAUGGCGCUUCUUCCAGUUCGAUGGAGCCCAGAGACUUGAGUGCGUAG